Homarus americanus (American lobster) is the source of this 3203-nucleotide messenger RNA. Its product is annotated as chitotriosidase-1-like. Gene Ontology annotation, cellular component: extracellular region. NCBI's taxonomy places the organism in Eukaryota, Metazoa, Arthropoda, Malacostraca, Decapoda, Nephropidae. The transcript has 12 exons. Gene Ontology annotation, biological process: chitin catabolic process; carbohydrate metabolic process. The record is from RefSeq and is a predicted model, not a curated record. Bases 424 to 2709 code for a protein of 761 amino acids. Gene Ontology annotation, molecular function: chitin binding; chitinase activity.
CAGACAAGCAACCAGUGUGUGUGUGUCUCAGGCGACGUGUAGUGGUGUGUGUUUGUGGAUUCCCUCCUACAGGACACACGUGAUCUACAUGUAGGAUCUACAAGUAGGAUCUACAAGUAGGAUCUACAGUCAACUUCUACCACUACCUGAAAGGAUCUACCAGCCAUCUACAGGUGCACCCACCAUCCUUCUGCAGGAGCUGUCAGCUGUAGGAGUUCAAAUCUACUAGUAGUACCCACCCACGGGAGUACCCGCCCACAGGAGUACCCACCCACUACCAUCACCAGAAAGUAGAGAAGACAGUGUUGAAGUGUUGGCCGCCAGAGGUCCUAGACAGUGAAGGGGAUAAUUGAGGACCCUACACCUCUAGCAUCCUUACGCCCUCUUCCAAGACGACCAGGAAUUGCCUCUGAAGUCACAAGAAUGUCCCUCCUUCCCUCGGGAUCACCCCAUUUCUUAUCCCUCCUCCUCUUCUUCCUCCUCUUCUUCUUUUUCUUCCCUGUGACCUCAGGCGACGUUCAAGGUCAAAGUUCACAGGAGGAUUUCUCUGCCUCAUCUGGUCAACGACUACAGGAGGAACUACAAGACGAGGAUGACGACUUCGUGGUUGUGUGUUACUACGGGUCGUGGGCGGUGUACAGGCCAGGUCAGGGUAAGUUCGACGUAGAGAACAUCGACCCUCACCUGUGUACACACCUGAUCUACGGCUUCGCUGGCCUCCGACAGUCGAACAACACCAUCGUCAGCCUCGACCCUUACAACGACCUCUACGAUAACUACGGUAAAGGUGCCUACAAGAGGUUUACCCGCCUUAAGGAAAUCAACACUGACUUGAAGACCUUGUUGGCUAUUGGUGGCUGGAACGAGGGAUCCACCAAGUACUCACAGAUGGUGUCGAGCAAGAGCACGAGGUCGACCUUUAUUGAGAGCUGUGUUGAGUUCCUUCACAAGUAUGGCUUCGAUGGCCUCGACAUCGACUGGGAGUAUCCUACACAACGAGGAGGUCGACCUGAGGACAAGGUCAACUUUGGUCACUUGUUGGACGAGAUGAGGUCAGAGUUCAACAAACAUGAUCUCCUGAUGACGUCGGCUGUGUCGGCGGGCAAAAUCACCAUUGAUCUCGCCUAUGAUGUAGCUGCUUUGGCCAGGAACCUCGACCUGGUGAACCUGAUGGGGUAUGACCUGCACGGUAGCUGGGAACACUACGCCCAUCACCACUCCCCGCUCUACGCCCACCCUCUCGAUAAGGGCAUGAACGCACUCUUGAACGUCGACUGGGCGGUAAGGUACUGGAUUAGCAUUGGUCUACCGCCUAAGAAGCUGGUGAUGGGAAUGGGACUGUAUGGCCGCUGUUACACAUUAGCCCGGGCGGACGAACACGAUGUUUACUCUCCCGCUUAUCAACCUGGCCUCCCUGGACCUUAUACUAGAGAAGCUGGAGUCCUCGGCUACAAUGAGAUCUGCGAGGAACAGCUGAGACAGAAGUGGACGGUAGUGAGAGAGAAACACAUGGUCUCUCCCUAUGCCUACCAUGACCGUCAGUGGUGUGGCUACGAUGACGUCAAGUCCCUCACUGUCAAGGCGCUGUACAUCAAGGAGAAGGGACUCGGAGGCGGGAUGGUGUGGUCGAUAGAGACUGAUGACUUCCACGGGUUGUGUCACCAGCAUAACGAUACCUUCCCCCUCAUCACCACCAUCCACACUAUCCUGAGGGACGGUCCACCUGCCCCUACACCCACACCUGAGCCAGAGACUACCACGGAACCACCCACGACCACACCUGCCCCCACACCUGCACCCACACCUGCCCCCACCACCACCUGUCACAGAGAUGGCUUCAACGCUGACCCUAACGGCGACUGUACUGUCUUCUACGAGUGUCACCAGGUGGAGGGAGAGUGGGAGGAGUGGUUGUUUCACUGCCCUCCUGGUACAGUCUUUGUGGAGGAUCUGCAGAAUUGUGACUUUCCCGAGAACCACCCAGCGUGUCGCCUCCUGCCACCCAUCACUCUACCGACCACCACUCAGCCAGACACUACCCUUCCACCCACUACCCUGCCGCCCACCACCCUGCCACCGGAUACUACCCUGCCACCUACGACUCUGCCAGAUACUACCCUGCCACCUACGACUCUGCCAGAUACUACCCUGCCACCGCCCACUACCCUGCCACCCAUCUCUCAGCUCAAUUCCUCGCCUGACAUCCCAGACACAGAAAAUGAUUUAGCGAACGUAUUUUCUGAUAGCUACGGGUACCAGGCCUUCAUAGUGAGAGGCGGCGCUGGGAGACGCACACAGCACCUUCACACGGCACGUAACGAGAUCACAGCAGUCACACGCCCCAGAGAGACACCAGCUGGUACCACACAGGCUCUCAUUCAACGACCAGCCACAGCCGAGGGUCAGGAAUCAGCCUCACAGCCUUCAGACACAGACUCACUGCAGCCGCCGAAAACAGCCCCGGGUUCUGGCUACGCCUACCCGUUCCUGGCGUACAGACAGUAUCCGGAAACAGACCCUGGCACACGACACACCCAGCACCCAUCACAGACGUACAGACAGCCUCAGGAAACAACCAAAUCCACAACAUUGGAUGACGUAGAACACAAGAAGCUGAAAAAGAAACAGAAAUGGCUAAAGGCCUACAAGUUCUUUUCAGAGAAGUCAAACAAAUUAUUUUUUCAGAAAGCCGAAAAAAGAAAUAAAUAAGAAAGGCGAAAUUAAGCAGGAGGGAUGAGAGGGGAAAUAUUGUCCAAGAAUAGUUCGUUAAAAAAAAAGUCAGGAUUUCUUUUUUAACGAUGGAAAAAAAAACUGAGGUGAUUAUAAAAGGAUAGAAGCUGUGGUAAGAUGUUUGUCUCCUCGGGAAUAUGAGAGUUAAGAAGAAGUUUUUUGUUUACUGAGUUUAAGAUCUGUCAGAAAACUUCACAACAGUUGCUUCAGAACAGCUGAUCACAAAAACAACAACAAACUAGCAAUAGAAAACGGACAAGUGAUAGCAUUCUCCAGUCGACAGUCACCGACCCACCACUCUAAUAUCUCUGUGACCGGGCCAGCCAGUCAGCCAGCCAGCCAGCCAGUCAGUCAGUCAGUCAGCCAGCCAGCCAGUUAAUCUCCACCGCAGCUGAUGUUAUGAUUAUACGUCUAAGCUUGUGCUUAUAAAUACUACCUUGUAUCUUGUGUUAUGAAUAUAUGACCCAAGCUGA